UGUAACGGUGCAGCUCGUAGCCAAUAAGCGGACGACACUGAAGAGAAGCUCCGCCUAUAUACUACGAGACAGAAUAACGGACUAUUCGGGUCUGGGACAAUAAAACAUGUCAGCACCCGCUGUUUCCAGCAGGGAAUCUGUAUUAGGUUUCAGAUGUAGUUAAGUUAGAGAAGUUUAUGCCAUGACUACUACUCCUGUUGUCACCGUGCUGCAAGCAAGCAUAGUAUCCGUGGUAAAGGGCUUCCUCGGCCGGCGGAAAGACAAAGACAACAGAAAGCGCAAGGAAAUUUACAGUGGGAAUCACAUAGAAAGAGAUGGAACGCCACGCAGUCAUGUCUCUGGGGCAGCCAUCACCGUACCACAGUCAAUGGUGAUUCCUCACACCGCCUCCUACGGCAUUACAUCAAUGACUGUCAAGGACUUCUUAAAAAUACACAGAAUUUUACCAGGUCACAAUCUCAAGCUACUCAACCUCACCCAAUCAUCGAAGACAAUCAUGGUUUCCAAGACAGUUCGCCGCGUACGAAAGAUCUGCCCGAACCUUCGUAGCCUCAUCCUGGAAAAUUUCAACUUCCUAGCUCCUCACCGUAAGCGGCGAGUGAAACUGGAAGACUUUCCGCCCCGUCUCAAGUUUCUAAGCCUCCGAGGCAGCGUCAUCGACAUCAAGACUCUUCUAGUAUCCACAACCCGUGCGAAGACUCUCAUCAACCUAGUCAUCUUGGACCUCGGAAGUUGCUUCUUCGUCAACGAUGAGAAGGCAAAGACACAAGGGUCUUCAAUCUCUUGGCCAUCAAUGCCACACCUGCAAGAACUGUACCUAGAAGGGUGUCCAUUUCUAAACUCGAGCAUCAGUAUGCAGCAAAUUGCUAUGGGUAGUCCCGCAUUGCGUGUCAUCGACGUCGAAGGCACUCAGUUCGACGUAAAGAGCUUUCAGUGCUUCCAAUACCUGCAACACCUCGAAGAACUCUACGUGGGGAACACGAACGUUGAUGAUUCCUAUUUGCUGUCCCUCCAACAACAUGUUCUGCCGACCCUAACGGUGGUGUGUCUGGUACAGGCACACGUGACAGAGAUAGGCCUUACGUAUUUAUGUCAAAGCAGUCCCGGUUUGCGGUUAGUGCGACUUGAGAGGUCACGCUGUUCGUACAAAUUUGUCCGAGAGUUUCAAGCUCUGUUUCCUUGUGUCAAGCUCGAAUGGUCUGGGGGCAGCAGGAUGGACAGCGUUCUCAUGCAUCAGUCUUGUGACCAUUAUCACCGCAAAUAUCCACCUGGCGAGGGCUGAUGGUACACUACUGAUUCAACCGAAACGAAUUUUAUCUUCAUAUCGACCAUGGCUAACUUUGGGACCUGUAUAUAGCGUUUAGCUUAGAAAGUGUGCAUUAUAGGUUUUAGCAACAUUGUGUGCCGUAGAUGUCGGACAUAUCCAUUAUCGAUUCAUCGGAAACUGCUAUGUUCGAAUAAACUGUGUCGCAUUGCUUGUCAA
This is a messenger RNA of Ornithodoros turicata, 1483 nucleotides long. RefSeq lists its product as uncharacterized. The record is from RefSeq and is a predicted model, not a curated record. NCBI's taxonomy places the organism in Eukaryota, Metazoa, Arthropoda, Arachnida, Ixodida, Argasidae. The coding region runs from base 182 to 1282 and encodes 366 amino acids. The transcript is spliced from 2 exons.